GGCGCUUCCGGCGGUCCCGGGGUGAUGUCGUGGGUUCGAGUGCAGCCGGUGGCCUGCGGCCCCGGGGAGCCGGGGGACGUGUUCGACGAGGAAGCGGACGAGUCGGUGCUGCUGCAGCGGGAAUGGAGGAACCACAUGCAAAGACGAGUUCAAGAAGGUUACAGAGAUGGCGUAGAUGCUGGCAAAGCAGUGGCUCUUCAGCAAGGUUUCAACCAAGGUUACAAGGAAGGUGCAGAAGUCAUUGUAAACUAUGGACAAAUUAGAGGAACGCUGAGUGCUUUGCUCUCCUGGUGCCACCUGCACACUCACAGUGUGAUUUGGAUCAAUAAAAUACAUGCUCUUCUUGAUGCACUUGGCCAGUGUGAAGAGUGUGUGCUGCAGCGUCUGAAAGCCAUAGCCUCGGGGCCCCAGGUGGGAGACUUACUAGACUCCAUUGAGGGAAUGGAUCUUGGUCACAACGUUCAAGCCAAGGAAAAGAUUGCCGAAGUUACAGAUGCAAGACUGUGUGAAAAUGGUGCUGAGUGGAACCAAAAUGGUGACAAGACUGUUGAUGGGGUAGAGGGCUCACAUUUGGAAUGUCACAGGACACAAGAGCACCCACAUCUGGAACCCCCAAGCCUCACAUGGGUUUUGGAACAGACAGCCACUUUAGUGACACAGCUGGGAGUGCCAGUAGAUAUAUUACAGCACCUCAAACAGCUGUAAACACCAUCUUCCCUUUUCUAGUCAGAGAGUUUCCCAAUGAGACAGCCAUGAGCAUUGAGCAUUUCACCUGUAGUGACCCUACUGCAGGUUUAAAAUGUCCUCCACAGGAACACGAUGAAAUUAACAUAACCUUUUUUGUCACUGGUAAUUUUUCAUAGUGUACGAUGUGCUCAGGACAUUCUAGUUACUAUCAUUUUCAAAUUUCUGAUCAAGCACUAGCAAUUUUAGAUCAUUAGCAAAAGAGAAUUAAAUAUUUUAUC
Messenger RNA from Dipodomys spectabilis (banner-tailed kangaroo rat), 965 nucleotides. RefSeq names its product YAE1 maturation factor of ABCE1 (gene Yae1). Bases 25 to 705 code for a protein of 226 amino acids. The record is from RefSeq and is a predicted model, not a curated record. The transcript has 3 exons. Lineage: Eukaryota; Metazoa; Chordata; Mammalia; Rodentia; Heteromyidae.